UCGGUUCAAAAUUUUAGCACAUUUAGCAACUACAUGUGUGCCUUUGUUGUUUAAAUAGACAGUGUGACGCGUUCACGACCAUGGACGACGGAGUAAUAUUUCGUAUGAGUGCAUUUUCCGAGCAAGGAGGGAGGAAAUACAUGGAGGAUGUUGUCGAGAUAAGAAUCGAGUACGAGCCGACGCCGUCGCCAGCCGAAGAUUAUCCAAAAUCGCAGAGACAUGGAGGACAGGAAACAGCGGAGGGUGAAGCCGCUAAACAGACUGAAAACGACACACAUGAGCAGAACGCCGCUGCGGAGUCUGCCCCAGUUUCUGCUGUGUGGGUAGAGAGUCUGUUAAACGAGGACAGUGGCAACAACAGUGCACCGGCUUCAGACGGAAAAGUCACGGAGCACGUAGUCAACACUCGGAGGUCUGUGGCGUUUUUCGCAGUUUUCGACGGUCACGGGGGUCGGGAGGCUGCACACUUCGCCAGAGAGAAUCUGUGGGAUUUGUUAAAAAGGCAGCGGGGUUUUUGGUCGAAAGACCACAGUGAAGUGUGUGCUGCUCUGCGGAAAGGCUUCAUCGCUUGUCAUCAUGCAAUGUGGAAAGAGCUACCGGAGUGGCCGAAGACUAUCACUGGCCUACCAAGCACAUCGGGCACCACAGCCAGCGUGAUCGUGAUCCGUGGAGUUCACAUGUAUGUCGCCCACGUAGGGGAUUCAGCGGUAGUGGUUGGAGUGAAAGAAAAUGACUCCGAUAUCACGCUCCAAGCACUUGAAGUCACACAAGACCAUAAACCUGAACUUCCUAAAGAAAAAGAAAGGAUUGAACGAUUGGGUGGCAGUGUAAUGAAGAAAUCAGGUGUGAACCGUGUUGUGUGGAAGAGGCCCAGACUGACUCAUAACGGCCCUGUGAGGAGGAGUACAGUCAUCGAUCAGAUCCCCUUCCUGGCUGUGGCUCGAUCCCUCGGUGACCUCUGGAGCUACGAUUUCUACAGUGGGGAGUUUGUGGUUUCUCCCGAGCCUGAUACCACGGUGAUGACCCUUGACCCCAAACGGCAUCGCUACAUCAUCCUAGGCAGUGAUGGACUGUGGAAUAUGAUGCCACCCAAGAAUGCUGUCAAUAUGUGUUAUAGCCAUGACAAAAUGGUGGGACCAAAGGGGAUGUCUUGUGCCCGCCGACUUGGAUGCACAGCUUUACUGUUUUGGAAAGAACGCAUGCUUCGUGCAGACAACACAACAGUGAUUGUCCUGGCGCUGCAGGAGCACGGAACGUCGAUCCCUAUGCAUAGCGAUGAGAUUGUUGUUGAUAUGAAUAGAGGAAUUGAUCAUGUUCCCUACCCAGGAACUACCUAUAACACAUGUGAGGUUCCAAAGACGGAGCAUGAGGAUGACAUGUUUUAUGAAGAAGAUGAGAUAUAUGGAGAAGAACAUGAGGGAUGGCCAUGCCUGGAGUGGUAG
Messenger RNA from Scomber japonicus (chub mackerel), 1442 nucleotides. RefSeq names its product protein phosphatase 1D-like. NCBI's taxonomy places the organism in Eukaryota, Metazoa, Chordata, Actinopteri, Scombriformes, Scombridae. Gene Ontology annotation, molecular function: cation binding; protein serine/threonine phosphatase activity; mitogen-activated protein kinase binding. The transcript has 6 exons. Gene Ontology annotation, biological process: protein dephosphorylation. The record is from RefSeq and is a predicted model, not a curated record. Gene Ontology annotation, cellular component: nucleus; cytosol. The coding region runs from base 81 to 1442 and encodes 453 amino acids.